AUAGAAGGGGGCGGAGCAAAGGCGCACGCCGUCCUUUCUUAAAUGAACGAAAAUCCACAGUGUCGCCCAUCACGCACGCUUCUUGAAAUCGCGUUGUAGCUGAGAUACGGUAAGAGUUCCGUGACAGUCUAUUUGUAUGCGUAGCAUAAUAUGUUAAUAGGACCCGUGUGUACUAUCUACAGGUGAGACUGAGGCUUCGGUUACUCCCAUGCUAGUCUCGUCUGCACCUCCUGGAUUUGACCCGAGGAGCUGACUGAAUGCUCCCCCCACUUAAUACUCCUGUUGUUUGCACACAGGGCAAACUGGAUUGUGUAAGGGGAUUUGCUUGUGCCUGCAAAUGCUUACGUACUUACCAACAGUAAAUGAAAGUAGUGUUGAUCUGCAUGGUGGAAGUGCACCUCUGUUAUGUUCCAUUACUCUUUACUGAUAGUUCCACACCUGCAAACAGCACCCACUGUGUCUGUGGUUAACCAAAUAUGUUUCACAAAAACUGUCAGUGUAAAUAUGUGGAUACUAAUGUUUUCUUCUUAAGUUUUCACAGGAACUUUAUGUAGGCAACUAGUUUGGAUAAACUGCAAGAGUCAAUUUAGCUGGCUUGUGAAUCAUGCAAACUUCAGCUGUAAAAUGCAAAUGAGUGAUUGUAUAGCAGCAAUGUGACUUGUGUUUUGAUGUCAGCCCACUGAGCAUUUUUUGGUCUAAAUGAGGUCUAAUAGAUGUGUAAAUGUAGCCUAGAUGACUGGUCUAAAAUCAGGCUACCACAGGUCUAAAAAUGAAAGUUUUCUAGAUGUCUAAAUUUAGACCAAGUCUAAAUCUGGGCUGUAUUUAUACUACACUGUAUAUUGCUCAACGGCUAUCAUAAUUAUUUUGGUUAAGUACUUAGAGAUCAGUUAUACAACUCACAGUUGCUUUUUGAAAUAGUUAUCAAAUAAUGGGUUGAAAUGCAACGUAUAAAAAUAUACAGAAUCUAGACGGUCGAAAUUUGGUCUAAAAAAAUACUAGACAUCUAAUAGUGGUCUAUUGCUCAGUGGGGGGGUCACUUUUAAAAGUUAAACUCAGUUGGGUGGAAACUCUCUGAUUAUGACUCUGUCCUCUUUACAGUCAAAAAGCCAACAUGUCUGAGAAGAAGGCCGUAAUAAAGAACGCUGACAUGUCUGAUGAGAUGCAGCAGGAUGCAGUGGACUGUGCGAUGCAGGCCAUGGAAAAGUACAACAUUGAAAAGGAUAUUGCUGCCUAUGUUAAAAAGGUAUGUAAGAAUCGGCUCUUUAGAUAAAUCUCCCAUUCUCAGAUAUAACAUUUAUUCAGGUCACAUGAAAAGUAGUACAGUGCUGGGCUCACAAUAACAGAGCUCCCAGGAUCUCCAUCACAACGAGUGCCCUUAACCUUAAACACAACCGAGUAUCAUUGGCCAGCUAUCUCCAACAUGAAUAGGCCAACCACUGUUCACACAGUCUCACUAAACUGUUCUAUGAAAUAUAUGUGUGUGUUGUUGACCUUGAGGCAUGUAACUACUGUCGCAAACCUGUCCAACAGAACAAAGAGAGCCUUAUGGCACAUCAGGUUCCUCCUUAUCAAAUUAGACGUCAUAGUGUUCUGAUUAAAUGAAAACAACCUGUGAGUAAAUGGAAUUGUAACAGGUACUCUAGAUCUCUUCAAAAUAACCAUCAGAGCUUAUUUGUUGGAUUUAUUCCUUUUUAAUGUGCUAAUAAUUUUUUUUUCCACCUGUAGGAAUUUGACAAGAAGUACAACCCCACAUGGCACUGCAUCGUCGGGAGGAAUUUUGGCAGCUAUGUGACGCAUGAGACGAAGCAUUUUAUUUACUUCUACCUGGGUCAAGUGGCCAUUCUACUGUUCAAGUCAGGUUGAGUUCAAAACCAUGCUGUGAUUUCACUACUUUUAAUUCAGCCUUUACUUUGUGCCAUUCUGUGCAUUUUCUGCGCACCCUUCUCAGACAUGCACACCUCCUGGUCAUCUGCAUUUUUCAGCCAGUUAAUGUCUGUGACCUUCAACUCUACCGCAGCCAGACAAACUGUGCUUUAGUCAUGAUUAGUCUGUGGAUGUGCUGUUCAUGUAGAGAAUGCAUAUUUGUAACUACUCCUUGUGCCAGCUCUAAGUGCGAAUUUGCACAUGUGACAGACUCAUCCUAAUUCAUCAUUUCUGAGGGUUCUUUUUGCUGUGCUUUGAUGCACCGAUUGUACAUUUUUUUUCAUAUGGAUAUAUUGUAUAAUAAUUUAUUUUCUUGUAAUUAAAAUAAGCAACAGAGUUUUUGUUUAAGUGUCCUGUAAGAGAUUGAAUUAGAUGCCAAGGCUGUUGCUUACACUUAAUAAUAAAAUAUGACCUGCUAAGAUGUCAGGUUUUGUAUGUGCUUGAACAUUCCUGUUUUCACUUCAUUUGAAGAGUAAAUGUUGAACAAUUUUGAAGUGUCAUCUGGUAUGGGGUUUGGUUCUGUGAUAGUUAAUCAUGUUAAGCACAAAAGACCUUUUGAGAAAGUAAAAUUGGUUAAAACGUG
Molecule: messenger RNA, 2506 nt
Organism: Xyrichtys novacula (pearly razorfish)
Lineage: Eukaryota; Metazoa; Chordata; Actinopteri; Labriformes; Labridae
Source: the annotation of a GenBank genome assembly